UAACUACUAAUCAAAGCAACAGGAGAAGAAAAGAACGCGGACGGCACAGUGGCGUCAUUUCAUUGUUCAUUCAUUAGUAUCGAGGCCUACGUCUCUUUAUAGGAUACACAGAAUUCAUCAUGGUGAAAAUUUUUAUUGGCAACCUUGCCUGCAAUGCCACAGCAGAGGAGCUACGGGAACUCUUCGAGAAGUACGGCAAAGUCACAGAAUGUGACACUGUCAAAAACUACGGCUUUGUACACAUGAGCAACAUGAGCGAGGCAGAGGAGGCCAUCAAAAACCUCCACCAGCACCAGCUGCACGGCUGGCGCAUGAAUGUGGAAAUGAGCAAAGGGAGGCCUAAGUCCACCACCAAACUGCAUGUCAGCAACCUCGGGGAAGAGGUCACUAGUGACGUUUUGAGAGCCAAGUUUGAAGAGUUUGGCCCAGUGGUGGAGUGUGACAUUGUUAAGGACUAUGCCUUUGUUCACAUGGAGCGAGUCGAGGAUGCAAUGGAAGCCAUCAGUAAGCUGGACAACACAGCCUACAAAGGCAAGCUGAUGAGCGUACAGCUAUCCACCAGUCGGCUUCGCACUGCCCCGGGAAUGGGAAAUCAUACGGGCUGCUUUGUCUGCGGGAAACACGGCCACUGGUCGAAAGACUGUCCAGUCGCUCGGAACGGUAGCCACAGUGACAGCAUGAGAGGCCGCGGCGCCCGGGCCCCGCCACACGGUCUCCCAAGUUAUGGCAGCUACGGGAUGGCCUCACCUGCAGCAGCUGAUUACAUGGGUGGCUCUGCAUAUAGUCCGGCUAGUUACGUAGGUGGGUUGCCUCCACCUCUUCCCCACAGGCUUAGCGGCUACGCCUCUGAGCCAGGGGAUCGGUACGGCAGCAGAGCACCAGGCUCCUAUGCUGAUAGGUCACCAGCCUUUGAUCGUGACCAUCUCUAUAGCAGCGUCAACUAUUAUGAGAAGUACAGAGCUCAUCCUUUUGGCUCAAGCUAUUUUGAGGAUCGGCGCAUGUCCUACCUUCCCCCUCCCCCACCUUCCUCCAUCUCAAAGCUCUCAUCCAGUGUAGAUCCCUUUGAGCGUCAGGCCCUGCCUCCGCCUCAAGCGCCUGCCGCAUGCUACACAGGUGAGCACACCCCGACCAGACGAGCAGCUGUCCCAUCAGCUGGCUUUGCCUAUGAGCGAACGCAACUGUCGCCUGCCUCUGCCUCCAGGAGCUCAUACACAGCUGCACGACCCAAGGGUCAUUAUGCAUCACGUUAUGCGCCUUACUAAAGCCAGGUCUGUCUGUGAACUGCAAGACUUUUCCUUUGCCGUCACUUCAAGUGUGAUUCCUUCAGUCUGCGUUGAUGUACGGCAAAGAGACUCUGUUUGGAAAAUGGUGUCCGUAUCUUCUAGGCAUCUGAGAUGCCAGUGGCCUGCAGAUGACUCGUCCUUUUCAGCCAUGUUCCCCUAGCUUGUUUUCUGAAGGGGCGAUUAGCAAAUGUCACACUUUGACAUUUUUCUUACUCUGCAGGUUUUCAGCUCGGGUUUUAGCCAAGUCUUUCUUUCUUUACAUGUCUCUCAUCAUUUGUUGCAAAUUGUUCAAAUCGGCAAAUAAUAAUUUUUGGUCUUUCUUUGUCAUUUAGACAUAUUCUUGUUCAGUUAAUACAUGUUUUGUUUUUUAAGAUUGCAUGAAGCAUACCUCAUUCCACAUAAUGGCAUAGGUUACCUGUUGCACAGAAGAAUUGGAUUUUGCCCUUUCACACAUUUGAAAUGUGUGUCAGUAAAAGGAAUUUGGAUAAAGAGAAAAAAGUGUUACAAAUGAUCAUCAUUGCUGCAGCGGGCGGUAACUCUCAAUGUGUAUUCUAUCACAGGUAAAGCCAGACGUGUGGAAUCGAAUGGUGCAGCGUUUCCCUCUGUAGUGGAUUAAAAGGCUAAAAGCAGCAGCAGGGAAAUGGAUGUGUGUGCAGUCUAGCGUUCAGUUAGCAUUUACAGAGGGAUACUUUGAGUUUAAACCAAAGUUAAGCCUGGAGAUCAUAAACAUUCCAGCUUUUUUCUCAUUUAAAUGUGUCUGUGGGUUCUGCUAUUUGUUCGUUUUCUAAUAAUUGAGGUGUCUGCUGGGCUAAAAUUCUUCAACUAAGUGACACCAAAGUGAGACUGCUAGCUGAUAUGGAUUGUGCAACUGACAAACGGUUUUCUUCCCGAUGAUAGUGGUGCUGACUGCCUGUAGCCAACAACAGAAACGAGCCACGGUGUGUGAGAUCUCUAUUGUAUCCAUGUAACACUGAGUAGGAACAAGUCUGUGGGGGGACGGAGCAGAGCUGUAGAAGUUGUGAGGCACGUCCUGUGUACUGUUGAAGGUGCCUUUCCUUGUUUUGCUUAUGAGUGGAUUUGAAGUUUGUAUUUUUCAUACUAGCUGAAAAAAUAUUAAUAUACCUUUUAAAAAAAAUCUGAAGUUAAUGAUUUUUAAUAAAGCCAAAAUUAUUUUGGUCAUGCU
Molecule: messenger RNA, 2466 nt
Organism: Pundamilia nyererei
Lineage: Eukaryota; Metazoa; Chordata; Actinopteri; Cichliformes; Cichlidae
Product: RNA-binding protein 4.1-like
Exons: 4
Coding region: 120-1262 (380 amino acids)
Cellular component (GO): nucleus
Molecular function (GO): zinc ion binding; mRNA binding
Source: RefSeq, a predicted model, not a curated record